AUGCUAGAUGCGAUUUGGCAACGGCUGAGCUUUGCCUGGGGCGUGAUCCGCAUCGCAUCCUACUCGGCAUGGCGGUUCUUCUUCCCUGCUGAUGAGCAGCAGCAGCGACCAACAGUGUCUGCGCUUGUCCUGGGCUUGCAAGGCGUUGGAAAGACGACAAUGCUCACGCGAUUGGCCAACGAAACGCCGCAACAGGACAUCCCGCCCACAAAAGGGUUUGCCAUCAAGGCGAUUCAAACUCCAGCCUGCAUCAUCAAUGCCAUGGAGAUUGGAGGCAAUCCCAAGCUGCGACCGUACUGGCACCGCUACUUCCACCAAGCACAUGGCCUGGUUGUGGUUGUAUCGGACAAGGAAUCGACCGAGGAACAGGCCGCCAUGCUGAAGGGGCUUCUGUAUGACAAGCGCAUCUUCGGGCCGCGCCUCAUCAUUGCCAACACAUUCCUCGCAACUGCACCAGAGACACCAACAGCAGCCAGCAGCGGCGGCGAUAAGCAAGCGAGCGGGCCUGCUGCUCCUUCCCUCGCUGACGUUGUUCGCGCCAUGGUCGAUGCUGCCAAUGCAUCUGGCCAGAUCAAGUACCCCGUCUCCUUCCGCGCAGCACCACUGCUUCCAUCGCCAUCCCCAUCGCCUGAGAAGGGACAAGAGGAAGCGGAGGUGCGAGCGGCCUUUGGGCGGUUCGGUGCACAGGUUGUCGACGCGCUCAUGGCCGAGGCCGGCGACGCAGACAGGAUCCAGCCCCCGUCUGCACAAACAUGAUAUGAGUAUUUGAUUGAUUGUGUGUGUGUGUGUGUGUGUGUGUGUGUGUGUGUGUGUGUGUGUGUGUGUGUGUGUGUGCCUCCGCCUCGCCCCAACCCUCUGCAUCAUCGUCCUCUACUCGUGUUACAUAUUGCAUGGACUGCCCACUGCUUGCCGCCCUCCUUGGUACAUGGACUUGUACAUACGACCCAUAAUACAAACCUGCAAUGAAAUUGCACCACAACCACUUUUUACUGCAGUUUCACGCUGUCC
This is a messenger RNA of Salpingoeca rosetta, 1008 nucleotides long. RefSeq lists its product as uncharacterized. Gene Ontology annotation, molecular function: GTPase activity; GTP binding. Lineage: Eukaryota; Choanoflagellata; Craspedida; Salpingoecidae. The transcript has 5 exons. The record is from RefSeq and is a predicted model, not a curated record. Bases 1 to 756 code for a protein of 251 amino acids.